AUGGUCGGAAUGUGUCUCUGUGAACAAAAUGUCCGGUGUCCGGCGUGCGGCACCAGGCUCGCGGCCGGGGGCGGGGCCGGCCGCGCCAAUCGCGCCGCGCUGACCACUGGCCUGCCCCGCCGGUCCCGCCCCUCGCGCCGGUCGAUAGCCGGGCCGCGUGGUCGCCGCCGGGCAGGCGGAGGGAGAGGGUGUCGCAGUAAAUCACGCUGUCAAUUACGCAGACCAGCCUCACCCCGCCGGCUAGCCCGCCGCCCGCCGCCCGCCGCCGCCGCCCGCCCGCCGCCCGCAAUUAACCGGCCGUCGUCCCUU
Molecule: messenger RNA, 309 nt
Organism: Brenthis ino (lesser marbled fritillary)
Lineage: Eukaryota; Metazoa; Arthropoda; Insecta; Lepidoptera; Nymphalidae
Source: the annotation of a GenBank genome assembly